AUGUCGUUAUCCUCAAUUGGAAAUGUAAUUAACAAAGUCGAGGGCACCAAUGAGGUGAAAACUGCAGUAGAAUUUGGAAGAGCAUUGUUAUUCGAAGCCCUCGAUGCUCUCGACGGCGAAAAAACAAUUGUGUGGGAUCGGGACAGACAAGUCAUGCAUAGGGUUAAUCUCUUCGCUGGGCCUUCGCUUUUAGCAGCCCACGGUGUCGUCGCCAACCACGAGAUUGAAACAAAGCGAGCCGCGUCGACUCAGCAUGUCGUCUUCUUCAUUUCAGCCACCAUGCCCUCUUUAGAUCUUCUAUGUUCUUAUAUUGAUGAUGUUGCAAAUGAUCCGAAAACGCUCUACCAUGUGUUUUUCAUUCCUGAAGCUUGGUAUGUGAUACGAGAAGAACUUAAAAUGAGGAACGGCGGAAAAUAUUUGGAAAAACUCGAAGCAGUCAAAGAAAUCCCGCUGUAUUGGCUUCCGAGGGAUGGGGAGUGUCUUUCACUUUCGCAACCGCAAAUUCCAUCAAAAUUGCUAUUAAACUGUAAUUGGACAUAUUUGCACAAGUGCGCCGUUACGUUAAGCCAAUUAAUAAGCAUGAGUCGUCAAUGUUGCGAUCCCCUCAAUAACCCAGAGAUUCCAUUGUAUUAUCAAGGAAAAUGGUCGAAAGAUGUGUCCGGAAUGCUGCUAAGGCUUAAAAACACUCAGGAGACAAGUGCAAAAUCUCCUCUCAUUUUCGAUUCCCACAUGAAUAUCAAUCGAAUUGUUUUGAUUGAUCGCUGGAUUGAUCCACUCACGCCGAUGCUCACUCAGCUCACAUAUUCGGGAAUAAUCGAUGAGCUAUAUAGGAUUGGCCCCAUCAAUUCGGUAAAAGUACCACUUGAGGAGUUCGAAGAAAAACAAUCAGACAAUCCAUUUGCAAUGAAGGAUAUUUAUCUAACAGACGAGAUCUACCAUCGACUCAAACAUUCGCAUAUAAACGCAUUUGGUCAAGAAGCUGCCAAAAUUUUAACAGAUCUUCGAAAUGAUGAACAGUUUGAUCGCGAAAAAAUGUCGGUAGCUGAAUAUGCGGUUCUUGUCAAGAAGAUGCCAAGAAUCUUGAAAAGGAAACAGUUGACAUCAACGCAUAUGAGAUUAGCUGAAAUGUCGAGAAUGCAAUUGUAUUGCAGAUUAUCCGAUGAUGUCAAAGUUGAAAAAUUGCUACUAGAAUCGUCGGAUGGCGAUCGUAUUCUCCCAUAUAUCGAGGAACUCAUCUACGACGCAGCUCCAUUGCUCCGCGUUCUUAGAUUGAUAUCUGUUCAUUCGCUGACAUCCGGUGGAUUUAAAUCGUCUGUUCUACAGCAAUAUCGCCGAAUUGUAAACCAGAGCUAUGGUUCGGCAGCGCUCAAUAAGAUGCUCAAAAUGCAGAAAAUGGGUUUGAUUCGCGAGAAAGGCGGGUCUGGAAAAAUGGCGUGCGAAUAUGGACACGUUCUCUACCAACAAAUGAAGAAACAAUACGAUUUGUUGAACCCGAAUAUUAUUGAAUCGAAAAUGGACGAUUUGGCAUAUGCAUACAGCGGAUAUGCACCACUCCUCGCCAAAAUUCUCGAGGAAGGCGAUAAACUGCGUUGGGUGAACUGGCAAAAUAUAUCAAUUGGUGGAAAUGGAACAGAAAAAAAGAAUGUCGACGAUAUUGCUGAAGCCGAUCCACGCGGAACUUGCCUUUUUGUGAUUGGCGGAAUCACGCGUGCCGAGAUUGCAGUGAUACGAGAGACGAUUCCAAGCAUUUCGCUCAUCGCCACGACUUCGGUUAUAACCGGCGAUGUACUUCUUGAAAACAUUACAAAUAUUUAA
This is a messenger RNA of Caenorhabditis bovis, 1815 nucleotides long. NCBI's taxonomy places the organism in Eukaryota, Metazoa, Nematoda, Chromadorea, Rhabditida, Rhabditidae. The record is from the annotation of a GenBank genome assembly.